AUGAGCGCUAUGGCAUCGAUGGUGACCGACGACAAUGGCGACGGGACUCCCACCAACGUGCUGCCGCCGCCAGACAACGACGACGAGCUGCUCUUCGAGUCGGCGUCGUCGGACGGCGAGCUGCGCUUCGCGGAGGCCUCGUCCGACGACGAACCCCCGCCGGCGCCCGCGCCGCGGCCGAAGCGGCGCAAGCACGACGUCUCCUCGGACUCGUCGGACGACGAGGCCGCCGCCCCGGCGCCGCCGCCGCCGCGCAAGAAGCCCCCCAAAGCCGAAACCAUCGACGUCGACGCCGAAGCACCGAUCGACGUCGACGUCGACGACGACGCGCCCGCGCCGACGCCGCCGUCGCCGCGCGCGCCGCCGGAGACGCCCAUCGACGUCGACGCGCUCGACUCGGACGACGGCGCGCCGCCGCCGCCGCCGCCCGCGCCGCGGCGCCCGCGCGUCGACGACGACCUCGAGGCGCACGCGCUGUCGCGCGGCGAGCGGCCCGGGGGCGGCGCGCCGUUCGGCGGCGGCGAGGCGCCGCGGCCUGAACGCUACGCGCCCUUCGGCGGCGACGCGGAGCUGCGCCGGGCCCCCGCCGAGUCACGGCGGCGGGACCUCGAGAAGUUGUUUGGAAGACUCCGCCUCGUAGGGGAGAUCAAUUUAGCUGACACGCGGCCCAGCUCGAAGCCGGCCGAGAUUCCUGGGUACAUGGCGAAGGUGUACCAGUCCGGCGACAAAAUCGCGCAACUCUGCGGUGUGCGCCUCGCCAUCGACGGCGGGCGCAUGGUGCGAGGCGCCGACAAAGUGGUGCCGCACAUUUUUCAUGACCCGAUUCACCCGAAGGUCCGCAAGAAUGUGCCGGCCAACGACGAAAAGCGCCGGAAACAGGACCGCGGCUCGUUGAUGGCCGUCGUCUGCGGGGAAGUUAUCGCGCGCUUGAGGUGCGGUGCCAAAGGUGUCGUCAUCUGCCGCGAGGGCUGCGACUCCACUGGUGACGCCUGGACCAGCACCGAGCGCGACGUGUACGACGAGCUCCGAAGACUGAACGUCGUCGAAUGCAUCUGCGUGAGAGGCGUGCCCGCCGAGGUGACGGCCGCGGCGGUGGCCGCGACGGACCCCGACUGCGUCGCGGACACUGUGGACCACAGCGACUGCUGCGCGGCCUCAGUUGAUGGUUGCUCGUACGAGUUCGUCUGUCAAUCUGCCUGCGGGGCCGGGUGGUACUCCCUCGAAAAAGUGAGGACGAACUACGCCAACGCCUCGCUCCGUGUUGUUACGUUUAGCCUCGAAGGCACCCAGAUCGGCCCCGAUCACGCGUUGGCAUUGUGCGCGUGUCUGCUACGCGACGACGAGGCGCGCCAUGAAAGGAGCUGGUCCCUGGUCUCGCUCGUCGCCGGCGUCCGCUCGGACUCGCUAAAGCGCCUAGACAGAGAGCAGGACGCUUCGUACGUCCCGCGGACGAAAAUGGCGCGCGUCGCGCGCGAGAAGGUCAUGGUCGUCUUUGCAAGCGCGCUGAGCGCGUGCAGCGACCCGUUGGCGAAGUUCCGCUCGAUGCUCACGGAGCGAUCGAGGGCAGUGGACGUGACGUCGAGCCCGCCUCCGUUCAACGCGGAUCUUCGCGGCGACGCGGCGCUGGCGAAAUGCUCGGCCGGGAACCGUGAGGGCCGCGACGCGGGCCCGCGGCUCGUCGCUUCGCGAUUGUACUUUUUGGAAGGAACCGUCCAAUCACGAGUUCCGAGUCUUCGUGGACGAGUAUUUAAUUUCGAAUUUUAUGAUGUCGUUUUUGCCCCCCAUAGCGGCAAAGCACGGCGCUAA
Messenger RNA from Pelagomonas calceolata, 1806 nucleotides. NCBI's taxonomy places the organism in Eukaryota, Pelagophyceae, Pelagomonadales, Pelagomonadaceae. The record is from the annotation of a GenBank genome assembly.